Molecule: messenger RNA, 6996 nt
Organism: Ectocarpus siliculosus
Lineage: Eukaryota; Phaeophyceae; Ectocarpales; Ectocarpaceae
Source: the annotation of a GenBank genome assembly
AUGGCCGAGGCGAUCCGAGUGCGAGACGGGAGUGUUCAACCCCAGGGAGUUGAUAUCUCGGGCCCGGAGGGUAACAUACCAAUAGCUCUAGCGGCAACAACGAAGGGACGACCCCGACCAGCGGGAACAACAACUCCAACACCACCACCGGCAACAGCGCCGGGACUCCCCCUUCCAGCGACGGACGCCGCCAGUACCUCGGACGGAGGGCCGCAGCUCCCCGCAGCAGGGGACGCGACCCCAAGGCUCCUGGAAUCGAGUGGACAUGAGUCUGGGGCCCGUGACUGUUGUGGCGGCAGCAGCGGCAGCGGCGGCGAAUCGGCAAUACCAAGCAGCUUCGAUGUCGUCGCCGACGACCUCGAAGACGCGUCGCUGCAGGGAGCCGUCACCGAGGUGGCGGGCGGGGGCUUAGGAGGAGCAGGAGGAGGAGGGACCCCUCCCAAGAACGGGCGUAGCGUAGCGAAAGCGAUGGCGGAAGCUAUCCUCGAUGAGGGUUAUAUCAAGAAGACCGGCACCGCUGCCGCUGCUCGGUCCCACCACCACCUCCGGCCGGCAACCAACAACGGGGAGCCAGCAGGAGCAGGAGCGCCGCGACGGGGCGACGGGGCACCAGCCGCCACCGCCGCCGUCGCGCCCCCUGCCUACGAAAGCUUCAGAAACAAUGCGGACGUCGGUGCGAGCGUGGCCUCCGGUGCCGGCGACAGCGGCGGGGUGGACGCCCCGUUCGGGCACGCCAUCAUCAUCGAGGAGCACGUUCAGGCCGGCGUCGUGCCCUCAUCACCGUUCUCUACAGCUGCCGCAGCAGUCCCUGACGCGGUUACCGUAGCGGACGGGGCGCCGCCGCCGCCACCGCCGCCGCCGCUCCCGGGGGGCGGCGCCUUUCCGACGUCCUCCGGCAGGCCGCCGGGGACCGAGGGCCGGGCAGCACACGCCGCCAACGGCGGGAUCGAUGCACGGUCUACUUUCGUUGCUACCGAGGGCGAGGACAUCGACGUCCGCGACAACGGCGGCGGCGGCGGCGGUGGCCUUUGGCCGGCUACGACGGGCCGGGGCGAGGGGAUCCCGGAAGCGGAGGGCGGCUGGGGCCACGUCGACACCAACGGGCUUCUCCAUGAAGACGACGACGAGGAGUUCGAGAAGAAGGGGAGGGGUGCUCCAGAAGGAGGCAUUUCUUCGCGGAGCGGCGGCGGCGGCGGUGGCGGCGAAGGGAUCGUCAACGGCGACCUAGGCCUGGGCAUGGCCCCGUUGUCGGUGUCGCCGCUGAAGGGCGGAGGGAGGCACAGAGACGCCGGGGAUGCCGACGGGCUCCCGGUUCUGAUUGACCUCGAGGAGGAGGGGGCGGAGGAGGUUAGCGGCGGUGACGAUGAGCUCCCCGGAGCGCGGAAGCUUUACCUGGCCGGCGGGAGGGGAGAUCACUACGCCGCUGCUGCUGCUUCCACCGCCGGUGGUAAGGGGGUGGUCGAUGAGACAGGUGACGACGACGGCGACGACGACGGAGACGACGGAGAUUCCUUCGGAGGUCAGGACGACGCCACGUUCGGGCAGUCCUGGGACGACCUCGUGGAGGGAGUGGCGGACGAGGGCGUUCUUCACGGCCACGGGAGGGCCGGACUGCCCGACCCCCUUGAGACCGACGCCUUGCUCGAGGAAGGGCGAAGCGAUCCCGCCGCUCCUCCUCCUCCUGACGGUUCGGGUGGUGUUGGUGGUGCAGACGUCAUGGCCUCUGACGGCCGUUUCGAAAGGGCCGGCGAGGAACAAGAAGGGGGCUUUCCACCGCAAGAGCAAGAGCAACCAGUACCGGGCGCAUCAUCCUCAGGCUUGGGCCCGACGCUUGUAGGCGCGAUGGCCGAAGCCAUCGGGGCCCGGCGGGGGGCUUCGCUUGAGCUCCUGGGCCACUUCCUUCGCGCUGGGGGAGGGGACGUGGAGAAGGCCGCGUCGCUGUAUGCGACCAUGGCUGACGAGUUUGUCGAGCUGAGAGAGAUGGCCAGGCGGAGGCACAUCAGGGCGCCUCCUCCUUCUCCCCCUCAAGGAGCACCAGCAGCGGCAGCGGCCCAUGGCCUGGCUGCCCCACCCGCGGAAGCAGGAUCAGCGGCGGUGGCGGGUGGCGGCUCGCAUCCAGCAGCAGAAGCAGCGAUAGAAGAAGGGGCUCCUGCAGCUGCGUUGGCCGAUGCGCCAAGACCGGGUGGCUCGGAGGAGGAGGAAGACGGGGCUGGUGGUGGCGGUACAGAUGAUGCCGGGGACAGCGACGCUGUGCCGCCCCCCGCGCAGGAGGUUGAGGGUCAGCAGGACGACCAGCUGCUGCCCCAGGAGCUGGACGUCGACUUCCCGUCGUUUGAGGCAGACCCGACGGACCUGGCCACCGGGAGAGACGAGUACUCGGUGACGAUUUCGUCCCAGAAGCUGGGGAUGACGGUGGAGAACGUGUUGGAGCGGACGGUGGUGAGGGCGGCGGCUCCCGGCGGCGGCGCUGAGGCGGCCGGCGUGGAGACCGGGUCCCUGCUCGUCGCCCUCGACGGCCAGUCGACCAAGAACUCGUCGCACUUUGAGGUGAUCGAGCUCCUGCGGGUGGCCAACCGGCCUCUCACGCUGCGCCUCCGGCCCGAAGAAGAGCAAGGGUCUAUCGUGCGCCUCCUGCUAGAGUUUUCCGGUCUCCUUGAGCGGGACUGGUGCAGGGCGAGGCGUGACGAACCCCAGGGCCAGAACGCCACGGACGGGAGCGGAAACCCCGGGGGCGGCGGGGCGGGGGCUGGGGCGGGGACCGCCGGUAGGCGCAUCGAGAACAUGGGGGUGCUGCUCGAGCAGCUGGCUCCGCUCUUGGACUGGGAAAGCGAGGCUGUUGCGGCGGUGGAGCCAGAGCUGCGCGAACUGCUGUGUGUCCUGCUAGACGCCGACCUGAGGUUCGACCUGUCCUCCACCAAGUAUCCGCACUUCGUCGGGGGCGCCGUGGCUGCAAUUUUGCAGGAGUCUCGUAGCGGGAUAGAAUCACUACCAUUAAUUCCAAUCAAAAGCUGCCGGACGAGCAGGCCGCUCUCGAAGCCCCCAGCUCUGGCCCAACGCCUCGUCUUGUCGAACUCCGUGUGUGCGAGAGGCGCGUGCUGCGCUCUGGUGGCCCAGACGUACAGCGUUCCUCCGUUGCCAAGGCAGCUCCAGUUCAGGGGCAUUUUGAGCCGGCUUCUGCACGACCGAACUCCCGGGGUCCGGGGAGAGGCGGUGAAGGCUCUCGCGCUCGUUGCGGCGGUGGCGGAUGCGUCUGCCGUACGGUGGCUCUUGCUCCUCGGAGAGCGAGCCUCGUUGGACAUCGACCUUUCCGUGCGGAGGGCGAGCGUGGACAGCCUCCUGCAGAUCGGGCACCGCCUUGUAGGAGUGCUUGGCGAGUCCACCCCGCGAUCGCAGCGGCAGCAACGGCAAGGAGACCAUGAUCAACACCAGCAAGAAGACCAGGAGCCGGUUGAUGAACAACAGCAUGACGCCGGUGGCAUGUCGACCUCCUCGGCCUCAAGCGCCAGGAGGGGGAGGGAGGGGCACGCCCUCAGGUGCAAGGUUAUGCCGAUACUCGUCAGGCUUGCGGGGGACAACGACUGGCAGGUGCGGGUGGAGAUCGCCUGCAGGCUGGACUCGCUGUGCGUGGCGCUGGGCGAGCAGUGGUCGGUGGUGACCGCUGAGAUACUCCCGGCCCUGGUCGCGGACAUCGACCCCGACGUCCGCUGCGAGGCGAUUCGAUGCCUGCCACGGCUGGCCAGGAUCCUCCUCGGCUUCGCCAUGUCAGGGUAUGCCGAGCAACAGCAGCAGCAACAGCAGUCGCCCUCCACGGCUCCCGAUCCCGCUAGGUCGGCCUUGGGUGACGACCCGGCCGUUUCUUCCGCCGCCGCCGCCGCCGCCGCCCGCGGGCAAGAGGAAGAGGUCGUGCUUGGCGAGGAGGCGUUUUUGGUGCCUUCGCCGGUGCCGCCGGCAGCGGAGGCCGGGGGGGACAGCGGCAAGACCUACCACGGUUACACCGAUGCCAACGACGCCGACAGAAGCAGCCGCGACGAGACCGGAGCGCCAGAACAGCAGCCGGCCAGAGACGAUGCGGGGACGGAGGGCCAGCGUUCUUCCUCUGCCGUCGCUUCUGAAUCUGGCCAAAUCGGCGGCGGCGGCGGAGGCUCUGCCACAGCCGGCGCUGCCACCGGCGCUGACGACAGCGGGGUUGUCGGCGAAACUGGUGGGGACGGCGGCGAGGUGGGCGGGGCGGGGGCGGACGCGCCACCCGGCGGCGGGAUGGCUGCGGCGGCAGAAGACGGCGGCAGCGGCUACCAGGGGGGCGUGAGAGGGAGGUUAACCCUGGCCGGGCGCAAGGCCCGGAAGGGUAUCCUCGGCGCUCUCAUGCCGGCGGCGGGGUGCCUGAUCGACGACCCCGCCGCCGAGGUCAGGGGCACGGCGGCCGUUACCCUUGGCGAGAUGCUCCGCCUCAUGGUCGGGUUCGAGGACUACGUUGCGACGCUUGCCUCGACGGCAAGGAGCAGCUCCUCUGCGGUCCGGGCGGGGGGGGGCGACCCUACCAGCGGCAGCGGCGGCGCGGCUGUGGGAGAGGACGCGGCAGGCGGCGUCGGAGGAGCUGCUGCUGCUGCUGCCGGUGGCGGCAUGGAGACGUGCUGCUGCGUUUCAGGGGGGGGCGAUAGUGACGGCGGCGAUGGUGCGGUGGACGUUGGGUUUGGACCGCGGCCUCGGCGGCGUGUCUGCCACGGGAGGGCCAUGCGGGCGGCGGUGGCGGCGGCGGCGGCGGCCGCCGAUGCCGUUGCUGAGGCCGCGAUGACGGCGGAGCUGAUCGACCUCGCCGGCUUCGAGACCGCGGGGGACGGGAGUGACAGGACGGCGGGUCUGGACGAUGCGGACAGCAAGGGCGCCGCCGGUGCCGCCGUCCAAGUCAUGGCACCGACGACUUCCGGCGGGGAGCAGCAAGGAGAGGGGGAGGUGGUGGGGGGGCUUCCGUUCGCGAAGCACGACGACGUGGACGCCGGGGGACGUGAGCUGGUUGCCCUCUGCGAGCCGGCCGCGUUGCUUGAGGACGGUGGGGGCGACCGCUCGGAGGAGGGUGUGGAGACCCCCGCCGAAGAGGACUCUUCUGAGAAACAUUCUGAGGAACGUUCUUCGAGAGAUGAUUAUCUUCCUCCUCCGCGAUCUCUUAGCGCCGCCGGCGACGCUCCCGUGUCGGUGAGUCUUGAGGACGAUUCGACGCCGCCGCCUGAUUAUGAUGACGUCCUCCGGGGGAGAGACAGGGCAGGUGGCGGUAGCGCUGGCGCGGAGAGACUAGUUGACGGCUCGGGAGCAACUGCCGGCGAAGAACGCCGGCAGCAGCAGGAAGGAGGAGGCGUUGGUGCGGCAGCGGCGGCGGCGGCGGCGGCGGCGACGGCGACGCCCGACGAGAGGCUCGACCUUUCCCUGCGGGACGACCACGACGAGGAGGACUGCGGAGGCGGAGGCAGCCUUGGCAGCGAUGACGCCGUCAACGGCUGUGAUGACCUCGGCGAACCGCUUCUCCCCUCUAACGCUCCGGGGGCCACUGCUGUUGUCGGUGGUGGUGGCGGCGGCGGCGGCGCUAGCGCCUCCGCAGCAGCGGAAGACGACGACGACGGCGAUGACAGCGCGGGUCCCAACAACAACAACAACGACCCCCUGAUCGUCCUCGUGACGAGGCUCCUCCUGGACGCCGACGCGAACGUCGCGUGCACCAUGUUGCAGGUGGCGGGGGGAGAGGCAACCGGGUGUGUGGGCACGGGCGAUGCCGGGGAUGGACAAGGGCACGAGGGUUUAGCGGUCGGCGGCGGUGACUGUGCCGAUCAAGGUGGCGAGUUCCGGGAGUGUGGGGGCGGCGGCGGCGGCGGGAGCACCGCUGGUGGCGGCGGCGGUGGCGGGACGCCGGUUCUGAGACGAAGCUGCUUGUUGACGCCGGCGCAGGUCGGGUGCGUUUUGCCCGCCUUGGCCGAGCUGUACGGCAGUCCCCUGUGGAGGGUAAGGGCCGCGGUAGCGGAGGCGCUUCCGUCCUUGGUGUCUAGCACCCUGUGCAACCUAUUGAGGGACGAGGUGCUGCACCUGAGUCGCCGCAUGCUCUUCGACCGGGUGGACGCGGUCCGCCGCUCCGCCGCGGAGCAGCUGAUCAUGGCGGCGAGAAUAGACCUCGACCGGUGCCCUCUGCGACUGCUCCACCACGUGCCGGGCGCCUGCCCCGGCCAGGACGGCGGCCUGCCGAGCUUGUCGUCUUCGCCGUCCGCGGCGGUGGCGGCGGUUACAACAGCGGGAGUUGCUCCUGAUGCGGGGGCGGGAUCGGCGGGGAGUCUCGUUGUGCCGCUCAAGGGAGAAGAAGAAUCGCCGCAGCUAGCUACCGGUGGGGCGGCGGGAGGUGGCUCGAGCGGCAGCCUGGCGGCCGCGGAGGCGGCGGCGUCGGCGUUCCCGGACAGCGGUGGUGGUGACGCCGAGGUUAGAAUAGAGGAGCCUCCGAACGGCGGAGGAGCCGCCGCUGCCGCCGCGGAGAAGACGCCAGGGGGGGGAGAGAGAGAGAGCGGCGGAGCCCCCGCGGGAGAUUGUUUAGACGUUAGUGGGGGCGGCGACGGGGGCGGGGCGAGAAGCGAGGGCGUGCCUGUGGAGGAGCCGUGGGAUAGGGCGGGCGCUUGCGGGCUGUGGCUGCGCUUGGUUGUCGUGCCUCUGGUGGUGGAGUGUCUGGAGGGCUCUUAUCGAACGAAGCUUCUGGCCCUUCACAUGACACAGGCCGCGUUUCGCCUGGGGGUCACCACCCCGGCGGUGAUGUCGUCGGUGGUGGUACCUGUCCUCCUGCGAGGUCUGCGGGACCCCCUGCCAAAACGUCCGGCUAUCCGCGGCGCGCGUGGCCGACGACAUCCUGUCCGUGGCGGCAAUGUCCUCCUGGCCUCCCCCCGGGGGGAGGGGGGGGGGGUCCCCGGCGGCGACGGCGAGCCCCCCUGCGGGAGAAGAAGAAGGAUUAGCGGCGAGUGGCGGGGGUGGUAG